Messenger RNA from Phialemonium atrogriseum, 1259 nucleotides. RefSeq names its product Tautomerase/MIF superfamily. Gene Ontology annotation, molecular function: phenylpyruvate tautomerase activity. The coding region runs from base 1 to 957 and encodes 318 amino acids. The transcript is spliced from 3 exons. NCBI's taxonomy places the organism in Eukaryota, Fungi, Ascomycota, Sordariomycetes, Cephalothecales, Cephalothecaceae. The record is from RefSeq and is a predicted model, not a curated record.
AUGAAGUCCGCCCUCUCACCAACUGCCGGUAGGCUUUCCUUUGCAGAGAGGAAAGCCCAAAUACCACGGCCGUCGACCUCGUACCUCGUCGAAGGCGACCACAAUCUGCGCGACGUUGAUCGGGCCCCGCCUGGAGACGUGGUCAGGAAAGCGCGGAAGUCACAAUCACGGCCGACUCUUGCUAAGCAGCGGAGCAACUACUUCGAGGACGCAUUUUCAGUCAAGGAGUUUAACCCGGCCAAGGAACGUGUGCGGAGCGAAGCCAUUGUCAUGGCAGAAGUGAAGACAAAUGUUAUCAUUAGUGACGAGUUCACAUUUAUCACCGAGCUAUCGUAUCAGCUAUCGACGCGGUAUCAACGACCCGUUUCCUCCAUUGUGGUCACCCUGCAGCACGGUGCGUGUAUGCUUUUCGGGGGAACUUUCGACCCUGCAUAUGUCAUGUCCGUGUAUGCUUUGCCGUCCCAGCUCCAGCCAACGACUAACAAGCGCAAUGCCGCACUGAUUCAAAAGCACAUGGAGGAGGCACUCGGUGUCGUGCCGUCCAGGGGCUUCCUACGAUUCGUCCCCGCCAUGGAGGAGCAUACGGCGUGGAAAGGAAAGACCAUGGCUGGCGAGAUCGACGAUCUGGAGAAAACCCUUAGAGACCUACCGGCGGAUGAUGCUAUGAGUAUUGCCUCUAGGGGGUCCAAAGCAAGGAGGCGGUUAAGUGUUCGAUCUUUCGGGACGUUCAAGGCAACCCCGGCUAGCAACGUGCCUGCACCGGAGCUCACGCCGCCAGCAAGUGCAGACGAUGCACCAUCGCGUAUGUCUCUUCCGGCCAUACCUCAGAGUCUAGAGUCGAAGUUGGAACGCAGUGUAAAGGCAGCUAAGCGAAAGAAGAGUUUCGUGGCGACCUUUUUCGGGAGAUUAGGACCCAAGGCAGAGCUUCGCCCACAGUUACCAAUCCAAGAUGAAUGAUCUCAGACAGUGGGUUGUCUAGGUCCUUGGAUGGCAUUUAGUACUCGAUAUCUUCGUGCCCCUAACAUGGGAAGGAACAGAAUGGGUUAACCUCCACCACUAAAACGAGCCAUUUGAUAGAGGCGAGGGAAUAUGAACAGCCUUGCCUCCUGACACCGUUUAUGCUACAACUCGGCCAAUUCGAUAUUGUGAUCGAUGUCCCAGGUUUGCUGAUUCAAAGUUAAGCAUGCCCAGGUCAAAUAAGAUUGUUUUAGGGUUGCUUGUCACACUGUUUCAUCUGUAGAGAGCAGGUGGAAAGAACG